AUGUGCGGUGUUUGGAAAAUAUUAUGGUGGAUUUUAUGGUUCACGAAUUCUGUGCUGAACGGAGUUCAUGCAUGUUUGGACAAGGAACAAUUUCUGGCCGGUUUAGAUCCAAAAACAACCCUGAUUUUCGAAGCCGAACUGCUUCAGUUCGGUGAUCAAACUGCCCACUCCGAGGCCUAUGUCCGUGUGACACGAAUUAUCCGACAACCAGAAACCGGAUGGCACGUUCAAGUCGGGAAUGUGGCCCAUCUCACGGGGAUCGUACCUCGCCCCGCGGACACCCUGAAUUGUUUACCGAGACAAACGCGGGGCGUGGUCUAUUUGUGGGCUACGCGAAACACCGCGGUCAGCCUGCGCAAUGCGGAAUACUCACUGGAACUGGUCCCCGGUGGUUUGUUCAGCACUGUGGAUGAUCAGACGACGGGGCUUGAUGAGCGUCAGCCCGUGGAGCAAUCUCCGACUCAAACACCAAGUAUGAAGAACAAUCUUCAACAAUCAAAAGCCGGUAAAUUGCAUUUGGUGACACUUUUUAUUUAG
Messenger RNA from Echinostoma caproni, 537 nucleotides. Lineage: Eukaryota; Metazoa; Platyhelminthes; Trematoda; Plagiorchiida; Echinostomatidae. The record is from the annotation of a GenBank genome assembly.